Cottoperca gobio is the source of this 2272-nucleotide messenger RNA. RefSeq names its product F11 receptor, tandem duplicate 1 (gene f11r.1). Lineage: Eukaryota; Metazoa; Chordata; Actinopteri; Perciformes; Bovichtidae. The coding region runs from base 192 to 1103 and encodes 303 amino acids. The record is from RefSeq and is a predicted model, not a curated record. Gene Ontology annotation, biological process: establishment of endothelial intestinal barrier; intestinal absorption; regulation of membrane permeability. The transcript is spliced from 11 exons. Gene Ontology annotation, cellular component: bicellular tight junction.
ACUGUUUUUUCUCCAUGUAAAUGUGCUUUGUAACAGCUUUGUUCUAGUCAAACCAGUUUUCCACUCUGUCGUCGUCCAGGCACCUGAGAGGAUCCUAUUACCGGAAGUCACCUAGCUUGUUAUCACCUGUGCGAACUCCUCAGUGAAGAAGGGACGCCGUCGUGUAGCAGAAAAGGACAAAACUAGUCGACAUGAUUAUCAGCGGGUUGUUUUCGGUGGCUUUGUUCUUUGUCGCAGCGACAGGUGUAAGUGGCUUUUCAGUCUCCACCAGCAACAGCAAUGUGCGGGUGAAAGAGAAUGAAGGGACUGACCUCACAUGCACAUAUUCAGCUGACUUUGGUUCAAAUGCCAGAGUAGAGUGGAAAUAUAUGGACCCAAAAGGCUCAACAACAUAUGUGGUCUUUGAUGGAAAACCAACAAAGACGUACGCCGGCCGAGUGACCAUGUACGCUAGUAAUCUGAGAAUCUCCAAAGUGACCCGUAAUGAUAAUGGCGUGUUCAACUGUGAGGUGUCUGGCAACAGCCAGUUUGGACAAGUCCAAGUGAAGCUGACUGUUUUGGUGCCUCCAUCUCCGCCCUUGUGUAGGGUCCCCACCUCUGUGACGACGGGCAAGGUGGCCCUGUUGACCUGCCAUGACAACGACGGCUCACCUCCGCCCACAUACAAGUGGUACAAAGAUGGCGUCCCUCUGCCAGCUGAACCUAGCAAGAUUGCUGCCUUCAAAAAUGCCACCUACAAGCUAAAUAUGGUCAAUGGCAACCUGGAGUUUCCCUCUGCAACCAAGAUGGACUCUGGUCAAUACCACUGUGAGGCUAGCAACGAUGCUGGUCUUCCACAGCGUAGUAAAAUGCUGACAAUGGAAGUCCGUGACGUAAACACUGGAGGAAUUGUUGCUGGGGUAAUAGUGGCUCUGCUGCUGGUGCUCCUGCUGGUACUUGGCAUUUGGUAUGCCCACAAGAAAGGAUACCUGCCCAAAAAGACUGAAAGCAAACCAAAGCCCAGCGUGGUCUACCAGCCCACAUCUACGUAUGGUGGUAGUAGUACUGGUGGUGGUGAUGAUGAAGAUGGUGAAUUCAAACAGAAGUCGUCAUUCGUGGUAUAGUCUUCAGUAACGACAGGAGAUCGGUUUUAAAUGUCUCAGCAUGAGAUUUUCCUGAAGAUUUUAGUGACGUCUUUCUGUUUAUCUCCUAAAUUGCAGUUUUUGUAGACCAGUGUGAUUGUUUAAGUUGACCUUGAGUCUACUUUAGUGUCUCAGAUGCAUCCAGGUUAUCGGACAUCAUUUACUACAGGCAGGUUAUGAGGCCUCUUUCAGUCUCAUAAGUUGAUAGGCUAUUUUAAUAAAAUGAGCUGUGGCUACUAGUGACCCAUGUUGUCCUCAGACAUCUUCCCAUCUAGGACUGUGUAUUACCGUGUGCCUCCUGAUUUUCGGUGUCUCUUAAUACUGUGUGCGUGUGGUGUUUUUUUUCUCUCCAUUUUUUUAACAAACCAUUGUUGUAAUGUACAAUAUUAUUUUCUAUUAAAGUUUGUGUUUCUUGUAAAUAACUAAACGGUUUUUACAUUUGUAAUUUAAAACAAUUUUAAAAUGGGCUAUCUCUGAGCUUCCUGAUAUUAACUUGAAACUCUACUGCUUCUGCUUGUAUGACUAACAAUUUAGAUGCACAUUUUAAUAUCUAGUUGAACAUGGCUGUUUUAACUUUUAAAUGCACUGUAUGGCGACCUUGGGUGUCCUGAAAGGGCCCUCUAAAUAAAAUUUAUUAUUAUGCUUCAUAUUUCUCUGUUAUUGUUGUCUGAGUCAUACGUUUUGAACUACAUUUGCUUAACUGAUUGGUUUUUACUGUUCAGUACACUUCCUGUUGAAACAUCAGACAUAUGCUGUGACAUUGUCCUGUUAAGUGUGAGGUAAUAAUAUGUUUAACAGGUUUUUUUAAAUGAUUACCAGCCUGUUUUGUAAGGCAUCUUGUGUAGCCUUAUCAUAAUUAUUAAUUACCCAAACUGUUGUGACAUGAUGGUCGUAAUAUUAAUUAUGUCUACCUCUGUGCACUAAAGGGAUAUUAAUUUGUUACCCUUGACAUCCACAAAUUCUCAGGUCAUGUGUUUGAGUGGCUCGUUAAUGUCAGACAUCAAUAUAUCAUGAGAUAUAAUCUAUCGGGUACAAUAUUUACAUUGGGAAACACUACGUUUUCUACAUUGCUUGACCUUUCCUUUUGUAAAAGCAUUAGAGCUAAUGAUUGUUACUUUGACUUAUGUAUUUAAUAAAAUGUUGUUGCUGAA